AUGGAAGGCAGCCCAGGCAGCCCCGGCCAAUCAGCAGCCAUGUCCUCUAGGGUGGCGCCGCAGGACACGGCUCUAACCCCGCCUCCUCCCGGCACUGACCUGGAGCGGAUAGAGGAGGAGGAGGAGGGGCAGGAGGGGCGAGGGGUUCCCGUGGAGACACAGCGGCUCUCGACUGGACUGCGGAAACAAUGGGCCAAUGGAACCUCUCUCUCUCUACUCUCUCUGCUUGCACUAACAUUCUGCAAGGGCAGCAAGGAGGAGAAGGAGAAAAAGAAGAAGAAGAAAGAAAAGAAAGAAAAGACAGAAAAGAAAGAAAAAAAGGAAAAGAAAUCCAAAAAGAAAGAGAAGCAGAGAGAGGAGGAAGAAAAGAAGAAGAAAGAGGAGGAAGAGAAAAAGAAGAAGGAGGAAGAGGAGAAGAAAAAGAAGGAGGCAGAGAAAAAAGACCCGCCCAAAGAGAUCUAUGUUGUGGACCCAGCUGGAAACAUGUAUUACAACUGGCUCUUCUGCAUCACGUGUCCCGUCAUGUACAACUGGACCAUCAUUAUCAUGAGGGCGUGUUUCGAGGAGAUGCAGCAUGACUACCUGAUGACCUGGUUCAUCUUAGACUACGUGUCCGACUUCGUUUACCUGUUAGACAUGGUGUUCCGCACACGCACAGGGUACCUGGAGCAGGGCCUGCUAGUGAAAGAUGAGAAGAAGCUGCGAGACCGCUACAAGAACAGCACCCAGUUCCGCCUGGACCUUCUAUCAAUGGUGCCCACUGACAUCUUCUACCUAUGGGUGGGCAUGAACUACCCGGAGAUCCGCAUGAACAAGCUGCUGCGCGUGAGCCGCAUGUUCGAGUUCUUCGAGCGCACCGAGACGCGCACCAACUUCCCUAACGUCUUCCGCAUCUCCAACCUCGUCAUGUACAUUCUCAUCAUCAUCCACUGGAACGCAUGUCUGUACUACUCCGUCUCCAAGUGGAUCGGCUUCGGUGACGAUGGCUUUGUGUACCCGGACCCGGUGGACCCCGAGUUCGCACGGUUGGUCCGAAAGUACGCGUACAGCAUGUACUGGUCCACGCUGACGCUCACCACCAUCGGAGAGACGCCGCCGCCCGAGAAAAACUCUGAGUACUUCUUUGUGGUCACUGACUUCCUGGUUGGAGUGUUGAUCUUCGCUACCAUCGUCGGUAACGUCGGCUCCAUGAUCACCAACAUGAACCAGGCCAGAGCAGACUUCCAGGCCCGUAUCGACUCAAUCAAGCAGUACAUGGCCUUUCGACACGUGUCCAAGGACCUGGAGCGCCGGGUCAUCAAGUCCUUCGACUACCUGUGGACCAACAAGAAGGCGGUGGACGAGCGGGAGGUGCUCAAGUACCUGCCCGACAAGCUGCGAGCGGAGAUAGCCAUCAACGUCCACCUGGACACACUGAAGAAGGUGCGCAUCUUUGCCGACUGCGAAGCCGGCCUGCUGGUGGAACUGGUGCUGAAGCUCCAGCCUCAGGUCUUUAGUCCUGGCGACUACAUCUGCAAGAAGGGCGACAUCGGGCGCGAGAUGUACAUCAUCAAGGAGGGGAAGCUGGCGGUGGUGGCGGACGACGGAGUUACGCAGUUCGUGGUGCUCAGCGACGGCAGCUACUUCGGCGAGAUCAGUAUCCUGGCCAUCAAGGGCAGUAAGGCAGGGAACAGGAGGACGGCCAACAUACGCAGUAUCGGAUACUCGGACCUCUUUUGCCUCUCCAAGGACGACCUGAUGGAGGCCCUGACGGAGUACCCGGAUGCCAAGGCCAUGCUGGAGGAGAAGGGUCGUCAGAUGCUGCUGAGGGACAACCUACUGGACCUGGAGGUGGCGGCACAGGGACCUGACCCCAAGGAGAUGGAGGACAAGGUGAUGCACAUGAGCUCGAGUCUGGAGGUUCUGCAGACGCGGUACGCGCGGCUGCUGGCGGAGCACGAGGCGGCGGAGUCCAAGCUGAAGAAGAGGCUGGCCAAGCUGGAGAGGAAGAUGGCCGUCAGCGCCGGCGUGGUCUUCUCCACCGAGAUGGUGGAGGCCGAGAAGAAGUAAAAAGAGGAAGGUCACGGAAAAGCCACAGGCUAAGAGGAGGAAUGAGAGAAGAAAAGCAUGAAGAGAAAGACAAAUGAUAAAGUUAUCAAAGAACAAAAGAGAGACACUGGACGGUGGAGGUGAACAAGGACACAUACGGGAGACAAAAAAAGCUCAACUCUUGACAGACUUUUACGGCGGGACUCUAGUAGUGAGCUUUUUGGUCCCUCAAACUGACAACUCUCCAUCUUGAAAACGUCUUUCAUUGGGGAAACAGGGAUCCUGUGCUUUGCUGGAAUCUUCUCAGAGGUCUGGUGUGGUGGAACACAACUGUAUAGUUUUUGACUUUGUUGGGAAAAGCAGGAUAAAAUGUAUGAUGUUCACAGAAUUGGUUCUGACAAAGGAGAGCCACGUUCUUUAUGCAGCAUUUUCAGUUGAAAACAUAAAAAAGGUAGAAGAAAACUUUUGUUUUGACAAAAGUUUCUCCCGCUUCCCCAGUCUUACUUCUGGAACAGGUCAUACAGGAUGUGUUUGGAGUUCCCCAGACUUUUCUGCAUAAUCAUUGCAGAAAAGAAGAUCUUCUGCCAAUGAAACCAUCCUUUCAAUCGAAACAUUGAAAAACAAUCAGGAAUGUACUCAUGCCUCAAACAUAACGCACCAUUGCAGUAGUACUGACAGUGCAUCACAUACAGUAGGGAAAAAAACAUUCAUACAGACAAGGCUUUCAGAUAUAGCCUAUAGGUUUUUUUGUCAAGUGCUUUUAUUACUACAAAUAUGUCUUCAAUGCUGCAGCUGCAUUCUCACCGUUCUCCACUCUAUUUUUGUAUAAAACUGUGUAAACCGCAAACUGUAAAUCUGAGUCAAUAUUGGGGUGUGUCAGAAUAUGCUUAACUGUAAGCUGUAGAUGCGGAGAAUGUGUAAAUGUGUAAAAGUCUACUCUGUUUGGAGAUAUUCUACUACUAAUAAACCAGGUGAUAAAUCA
Molecule: messenger RNA, 3010 nt
Organism: Engraulis encrasicolus (European anchovy)
Lineage: Eukaryota; Metazoa; Chordata; Actinopteri; Clupeiformes; Engraulidae
Gene: cnga1b
Product: cyclic nucleotide gated channel subunit alpha 1b
Exons: 15
Coding region: 1-2049 (682 amino acids)
Biological process (GO): monoatomic cation transmembrane transport
Cellular component (GO): intracellular cyclic nucleotide activated cation channel complex; plasma membrane
Molecular function (GO): protein-containing complex binding; intracellularly cGMP-activated cation channel activity; cGMP binding
Source: RefSeq, a predicted model, not a curated record